Dibothriocephalus latus is the source of this 378-nucleotide messenger RNA. Lineage: Eukaryota; Metazoa; Platyhelminthes; Cestoda; Diphyllobothriidea; Diphyllobothriidae. The record is from the annotation of a GenBank genome assembly.
CUCAUAGGUGAGCUUGAAUGUGACGUCUUCUUUGAUGGCACUCAAUUCAAAGGAACAUGUUACCUAACAAACCGUCCAAAGCUUGACGUAAUUGGCCUUGACUGGGUCGAGAAACUCGGUCUCCUGGAACUGCCACUCAACCACAUUUGCAAUGGUGAACAGUUAACUUGGCUGAGUCCUGCCAAAUUGACGCAGCUGGCGGCAAAGUUGAUUUCAACCCUACGAGCGAAGUUUGCUCCAGUUUUUCAGGACAGUCUUGGCUGCUGCUGCAACAAGAUACAGGUCACUCUCCGCCUUCAACCUAGAGUCUUCAAACCCAAAAGACCAGUUCCUUAUGUUGCACAUAUUGUGGUUGACCAGGAACUUGAUUGUCUUUAA